Molecule: messenger RNA, 3609 nt
Organism: Dicentrarchus labrax (European seabass)
Lineage: Eukaryota; Metazoa; Chordata; Actinopteri; Moronidae
Gene: nup58
Product: nucleoporin 58
Exons: 14
Coding region: 350-2149 (599 amino acids)
Biological process (GO): nucleocytoplasmic transport
Cellular component (GO): nuclear pore
Molecular function (GO): structural constituent of nuclear pore
Source: RefSeq, a predicted model, not a curated record
AUGCAAUAGCAUUCGGGAAAUACCAGGCGGGGAAUAGGAAAAGAAACACAUGCGAUAAGUCAUCCUGCAAUAUUUGGCAGCUUUAUAAAUCUAAAACAAACGAAUAGGGUGCGAACAUAUACCAGGUUACAAUUGCAUAUUGUGGGAUUUGUUUUUAAAAAGCGCCAUUUUUUUGCACGAGGAUGGUUUAAGUAAAGAUAAACCGCGAAUUUGGCCCUCACGCGGGCAUCUUUCAAAGCUAACAGCGUUAGCGUGCUAGAUGUGACGCUGGGUUGCUCGCUGGCCGUCUUCAUGAGUAGCUGAAGUCCAAUUAGCCAGUUGGUGGUGAAUGUUUGGCUCUUAAGAUAAAAUGUCUGGCUUUAACUUCGGAUCAGGGACUCUUGGUUCCGCCAGCACUGGUGGGGGAUUCUCGUUUGGGACCGUAACCAGUGCACCUGCGGCCAGUACUGGUGGCUUCUCUAUUGGGACUGCUCUGGGUACACCAGCUGCAGCCCCAGCCCCCACCACAAACGCCACCCAAGCUCUUGGCCUAGGAGGCAGUCUCUUUGGUCAAAAACCUACCGGAGGAUUCUCUUUUAACACACCUGCCUCAAGCGCUGCUGCACCUGCUACCGGCCUUACAUUAGGUGCCCCAGCCACUUCAGCUGCAUCCACUGGCUUCAGCUUGGCCUUCAACAAGCCCACCGGCUCAGCAACACCCUUCUCCCUCACCACCUCCGCAACCACCUCCUCAUCAGCUCCCGCAGGGGCAGGUUUAACAUUUGGGUCUGUCCUGACAUCUACAGCUCCGCAGCAGCCUGCAGUCACAGGCUUCACCCUCGGUCUUGGUGGCACAAACACCACAACAGCAGCCUUAGCAGGCCCGUCACUGGGCGGGGGUCUCUUCUCCAACACUGUGUCUGCAGGUUUGGGUCAGACCACUCUUGGAGGAGGAGGGUUAACAUUGGGUUCUCUGUUAGCAACCUCCACAGCAGUAUCAGCGGCCCCUGCGCCCAGCAUUGGCUUGGGUGGAGUCGACUUCAGCACUUCUUCUGAGAGUAAGAGCGACACAUCAUCUGGAGCCAGUGCACAGGACAGUAAAGCUUUAAAAGACGAGAACCUGCCCCCAGUCAUUUGUCAGGAUGUCGAGAAUUUCCAAAAAUUUGUGAAAGACCAGAAACAGGUUCAGGAGGACAUCAGCAGAAUGUCAUCGAAAGCCAUUUCUAAAGUCCAAGAUGACAUCAAAAGCCUCAAACAGCUUCUCUCUGUCAGUGCCAGCGGCCUGCAGCGGCAAGCUCUGGCCAUUGACAAACUAAAGCUGGAGACGGCACAGGAGCUGAAAAAUGCCGACAUAGCCCUGCGUACACAAAAGACUCCCCCUGGACUUCAACACGAGAACACUGCGCCAUCAGAUUAUUUCCGUAGCCUGAUAGAGCAGUUUGAGGUGCAGUUGCAGCAAUACCGGCAGCAGAUAGAAGAACUCGAGAACCACCUAACAACGCAGAGCACUGGCUCCCACAUCACUCCUCAGGACUUGACAUUGGCCAUGCAGAAGUUGUACCAGACAUUUGUCGCGCAGGCUGCUCAGCUCCAGUCUGUCCACGAGAAUGUCAAGAUUUUGAAGCACCAGUACCUUUCCUACCGUCGGGCCUUCCUGGAAGACUCCACAGACGUCUUUGAGUCCAAACGAGCGUCUAACAGGAAGUGGCAGAGUGCGCCGCGAGUCACGACUGGGCCUGCCCCAUUCUCCAGUGUGCCCAAUGCUGCAGCGGUUGCCAUGGCAGCCACGUUGACCCAGCAACAGCAGCCAACUCCAGGGACCCAGGCACCCUUGGGGGCAGGGUUUGGAAACCCCUUUGCCUCGGCAGUGGGCACUAGCUUGGGCUCUUCUACCCUUGGAGGUUUUGGUGGUGGGCCAGGAUUUGGUGGGGUGGGGACUGGGGGGUCUUCUUUUGCCUUCUCCUCCACCAGUAAGCCCACAGGAGGCAGUCUGAGUGCAGGUUUUGGUAGCAGCAGUAGCUCAGGCUUUAAUUUCAGUAACCCUGGCAUCAACCCCUCGGCCGGCCUGACCUUUGGCGUGUCUAACCAACCUGCCGCGGGCUUCGGCACAGGAGGGCCCCUUCUCCAGCUCAAGAAACCCCCAGCUGGUAACAAAAGGGGAAAGAGAUAGAACCGAGGAAAGACAGAACCCUGUGACUGACCGCCUGACCAGCUUUGGUGUUUUGUAGCGGGUAAGGCCUGGUCUCCCAAAAGCAUAUAAGUGCUUUUAAUAAUCAUUAUCCAGCUACAGAAUAAAGACAAUUUCAAUUUGAGGAAAUCUUUAGAGAUGGGAUUGAACCCACCAUAAAACAGCAACACAAGAUCUCCCAUUUAAAAUCAUUUGGAGGUAUAUACUCAAUAAAUGGAGAAAAAGAAAAUCCCAUUGACAGAUGAGCAUUAUCUUUCCAUAAUGCAUUGGUCUGUAUUCUCCACUGUUCAAAAUUGAUUUGAAGUCUAUAGCGAGUAUUGCCCACAUUCACGUGUCGUAUGAAAUCCAUCUAAACAAUUAAUACUCAGUAACUCUGAAUCAAUGUAGCAGACAGUGGCAUGUAUGGAAAGGUUAGAAAUAUUUUUCUUUGCCUGCACGCUAUAAUGCUUUUGGGAAUGCCAGCCAUGGACAGAGCUGGGUCAAUUAUAAAUCAUUCAGUUAUCUGUGAGGAAUUCCUUUAGUCUGAAUAUUGUGCAAGAUUGAUGUUUUUUACGCUUGUUGAGGUGAAGAGUGCAGUUGGAUCCAUUGUGUAACACAAAACGUCAAUCGCAUAACUGCACUUGGAACUCAAAUGAUGACUUGGCCCAAGUCUUGUCCAGGGAAUGGAAAGAAGCUUAUGGGGUAAUAGUUGGUUGGGGACAGUGUAGUUCCUGCCCGAAGGUGUCACUGGGGGGUAUUAUCUGAUCCUCGAUAGUUUUAUAGGCACAGGAAAGUGUCCAGGGUGGGUUUUUGGGGAAGCACAGAUUUAUUUUUGUAUCAAGUGGAGAAAGAGAUGACAUUCGAGAGGGGUAAAAGGGGACUUGGGAUACCAUUAUCUAGUCCAGAUAACUUGUGUUGUUGUUUUUAUUUUAUUAAAUCCUAUCCAUCCUUAUCAUUGUUUAAUAAUUACUUUUUAGACAAAUUUUGUUUGGCCCAAUGUAAUAACUUGGGAGGGAAAACGCUGUGCUGUUUGCAUCACAUGGCUCCCAUUAUAAAUGUUAAGUUAGUUGAAUCUGAAAGGGAUUUCAAAAGCAGAUUCUACCUACUCUACUCAAUUUAUACAUGUGCUAGAAUAAAUUUGCACUUACCAGUGUAUAUGACCUGACGGUGAUUGUGUGAAUGUGCAUGUGUGCCUAUUGCACAAGUAUGAAUUUUUUUCUCUCUUUGUCUAUCAUAGUUGCUGACUUCUUUUGAGCGUCGGGUGUGGUUGGGGUGAUUCUCUGCUUUUUUUUAAAAUUGUCCAUGUCAGUUCGGUUACCAAAUACUGGUAGUUGUACUAUUAUUUUCUAAUCACAGUCUGUGUAAACCUGUAUUUUCAAGAAGCUGUUUAAUAAUAAAAUGGUCAAUAUGAUGUUUUGCCUGUUUAUGGCAUCACUUCAAUAAAUGUGUGUGUUGACACAGAA